GGUUCACAUCCUGGCGUCCCUGGAAACCACCGACGCGCUCUGCCUGCUGCCCCACUUCUGAUCUUGGGGGGGACUGUUUGAGACCAGUGGGACACAUUGGCUCCUGAGCCGGUCUGCUCCUGCUGCAUCGACGAUGAUGAUGGUGUUAUUGUUGUUGAAACGGAAUGGAGUAGAGCAGGGUGGAUUAACCGUGCACCAUGAAUGACAGGUACCACAAGGCGGCCCGGGACGGCUACCUGGACCUGCUAAAAGAGGCGACGCGGAAGGAUCUGAACGCACCGGAUGAAGAUGGCAUGACACCGACGUUAUGGGCCGCUUACCACGGCAACCUGGAGGCUCUGCGGCUGAUCGUGUCGAGGGGGUGGGUAAAAACACUGUUACAUGACUUAUCAGGGCGUGUGCGUAAUAUGGUGAACAGAGCCUCAUCUGUGCAGAGCAGACGGGACUAUUUUACCAUUUCCACUGAUUUUAUUUAGUCUUUUCCAGAUCAAAAUGCCUCAUUUAAGCAAAUUAUUUCAAUUACAAAGUGUAAAGCUGCACAUGAAGAAUAUUCGAAUAAAAUUGCUCAUUUAGUGGAUGUUUUUUUGCAGUUAAACCACUGAUACUCCAGGAACAAUACACCACAAAGCAUUUAGGUCACCUGCAGCAAUUAUCUGAGUCCAUCACACCCUGGAGAGAGGUCAGGCCCUGACAUACCAGCACAUGCACCGCCUCAGGCUUUGCUCCCAGCUUAUAAGAACAUUUUUAUCUUCACAACUUGUUUGGUAACUUCCAUAUAUUUGGACAUGCAACUUGGAAAAAUUCACCAAAUUGGGCUGGACACUUCUUUGAGCUGCAGAUUUAGGUCUUUUGCAGCAAAGGAAACACGCCUCAUGAGCUAAAUUCAGAGUUUACAUUUAUACAACUUGCAUUUACAGAGGAACAGCUGUAUACUUUUAGUGUAGGAACUCUUAGUAGGAUAACUUACUGUUAAAAAUUGGAUGCUAUAUUGCAAUCUGAGAUGAACCAAAGGCCCUUCGACCUGGGAUUAGUCAAAUAUUACUGCAGGAAUAACAGCCCAUCAAGGAAUCUGCAGCCGUGCACGCUAUAACAAGCUCAACUAAAGGCCAUCUUUCAAAAUAAGGGGUACACAUGAAGAUCUAGUGAUGCAAAAUGAAGCUUUGCAUUACUUUUUUAUAGCUCUCACAAAGAGGCACUGUAGCCUGUUGUUACAUCAUUAACAUUUCCAUUGCAUCACGAGCGUACGUGGAAUAUGAUUCAUCAAAUUUACAGUAAAUAACAUUGUUAAAGCAGUCUGCAUCGUGGUAUAAACGCUGGCCCCGUUCCAGCGAAGUGAGCAAAUGUGAUUGUGCGUCGGGGACUGCCGGAACGGGGAAACACAGAAUGGCCUAUUCUGCGUCUUUUCUGCCUGACCUGGUUUGCUUGUCAGGCAGAAAAACGGGCCUUUUAUGAAUCUGCUUAAUUGAGUGUAGAUUGUGGGACUGAACUGUAAAACUACACAGAAUCAAUCUUUUGUUUUUGAUUGAAUUUUGCAGACAAAAGACAUGAUAUGUAAAAAUUAAGGAAGGAAGGCUUCAAGUUUUACACAAUGAACUCCAUAUUUCCCACAGAGUCAAUGUAAACAGGCUUCUGAGGGCAUUCAGCUGCCGAUAACAAACUAUCCCCCCACUGACAGCAGAACACAUAAUCUCCUGAUUGACAAGAGGGGCUAACAUUCAACAUUAAUAGCUGCCAUAAUGUUUCACAGAAGGCGCCGAACUCGUGAGACCCAAGGAUGCCGUAAUGAAGAUAAGUCUAACACAGCUUGACAAUUUCAUGGGAAAGAUGCCGUGCAGCGUUAUAUUUGGCAAGUAUAUUGCACAGGACAGCCUGCGCUGACAUCAAGCUGUCAUAGGAAGUGAAGAUGCAAACAGCCCUUAAUGUGAUAAAGAACAAGAGGGGGGAUAAGUAAGCAGACCUAUCACCGCUGUGGUCAGGCUUUUACUGGGGGAGAUAUAAAUUAUGACACAUAAAGCUUUCAUGUGAGAUGGCCUGUAUCUGUAACAAGCAUGUUACGUAAUCCCACUUCAGGUGGUGAUAAAUAUUUCAUCUCGAAAUAUAGAACAAAUGUAAUUGCUGUUUAUCUUCGCGCAUCAGUUUAUCGCGUUUGAUAUCGUUUCAUAUCACUGCAGGGUUUACGGUGUAUUUCCAUUGUUAGAACAUUGUUUUAUUGAGGCCUCAUACUGUCCAUCACCCACGCUGAUAAAAGCCAAGCCCUGCAUUCAAACUCUAAGAACGCUCGAUCCCUAAAAUCCUCCGCCAUGUUAAGUAAAUCCUCUCUAAACAAAGAGAGCACAUCAGGGUGUGACUUCGCCUUUGAUGCCAAACAAUACAUGCAGGUUUCGAAGCAGAAAAUGCUGCCUUUUUCCAGGGAUGACCUUGCAUAAUUCAGCAAGUCAAUACCAAACCCCAUUCUGCACAUAUUUCAACAGCACGGCUCUGUUGUAGAAGAAUAAAGGUGCCAAACUGACCUGCCUACAGCCCUGACUUGAUCUGAUCUGGUUUUUUUUGCACCAUUUUCAUUCAUGCGAAUCAACAAAGUCUGUUUUAACCAACAUUUUACGCAGCAUCCCAACAUUUUGGGGAAAUUGUAAGACUGCAAACAAGCUCCCCUCUCAUCUACUGGAUGAUAGUUUGUUUGCCUUGACUUGAGGAAUCCAGCGUGACAUCACCAGCCGUGCACUUUUCCAAGUCGAGCGCAGCCCAGUCGGCCUCCCCUGAAAUCGGAUACAGGUAGUGAAGCAGUGGUGCUGGCAAGCCUGUGGUCAUAUUACAGACAGACAGCAACAGCGCAGCACAGGUAGAGGUAACAUUGAGGUCGUGGACUACCUGCUCGGGGUAAAGGUUGCGUACGUCGCUGUUUAUGGCCCCUGCGUUGGAGUAGAUGCAUUUUGAAGAGUCGCUUUAAUCACAACUGUGUAGCUGCUGGUUUGGGAAGCAUUUGGAAACAUCAGAUACUCGAAGAAUAUAGUAAAAAGUUGAUUUUCUAAAGGGGUAAUGCGGUGUUUCAACCAUAAAUUAUUGAAUACGGCCUCAUUAACAGCCCACGGUUGGCGGGUCAGUGCUGAAAAGAUUGUCAAAAAAAAUCACACGCUCACCACCAGCAGUCUAAGCAGGUACCUGAUCAAUGUCACGCUCCAUAUUAAAGGUUAUAUUUAACAUACACUAUGUCUCAUCUAUCACAGAGGAGACCCUGACAAGUGCGACAUAUGGGGGAACACGCCGCUUCACCUGGCAGCAGCCAACGGUCACCACAACUGCCUUUUCUUCCUGGUGUCUUUCGGUGCCAACAUAUGGUGCCUGGACAAUGACUACCACACGCCACUGGACAUGGCGGCCACAAAGAACCACAUGGAUUGCGUCCGCUACCUGGACGCGGUUGCUGCCAAGCAGACGAGCCUUAAUGCCAAGCUGGUCGGCAAGCUGAAGGACCGGGCCUUUCGCGACGCCGAGCGGCGAAUUAAAGAGUGCGUGAAGAUGCAGAAGAAACACCACAAACGUAUGGAGAGGAAGUUUCACAAGGACACCUCCGAGGCUUCUGCGUCAGACGCCAUGAGCUUUUCCAGCUACACCAGCAGCUCAGUGAGCCACAAGCUGCGCAACUUCAACGCCGCCACAGUCAGUGUGCCAUAUUCUCAGGUCGGGAGCUUUUAUUUUCUACUCACAGCCUCUUAGACCAGGAAGUAGAAAGAACGUAAAUGUGAAUAUUGAAAAUCUCUUUUGAUUCCUUCCUUCUAGGCUACUCUCCACGCCACAAACCGAGGGAAGACAAAGAUUCAGAAGAAACUAGAGAAGAGGAAACAAGGAGAUGGGACUUUUAAAAUCUAUGAAGACGGGAGGAAGAGCGUGCGUUCCCUCUCUGGACUUCAGCUGAGCAACGAUGUCAUGUUUCUCAAACAGGGGACUUACGUCAACCCAAAGGACCGUGGCCGCCGCAACGUUCGAGACAUGUUCCCCAGAGACAAUUACGACGCCAUUUCACGUGCCAUCAGCGAGCCUGACCUCCACGGGCCUGACGUGGACUACUCCGAGAUCAGCACCGACUCAGGACAUGAUUCGCUUUUCAACCGGCCCGGUCUGGGCACCAUGGUCUUCAGAAGGAACUAUGUGAGCGGGGGGAUGUUCGACCUUGGCAGUCGGGAUGAAGCCAACACGGACCAUUCAGGCAACAACGUGCGACUGCGCAGUCGGUUGCAGCCGAGCCUGGAUGAAGACAGCAUUGGCAGUGCACACAGCCUGCAGGAGAGGAACAUGGAGGAGCUUCCGUGGGAAGAUAUCGAACUCGGACUGGAUGAUGAUGAUGAGGCUGACACCAGCCCUCUGGAGGUCUUCCUCGCUGCACAGGGCAUGAACGAGUUUUUCUCUAUCUUCAAAAGGGAGAAGAUCGACCUCCAAGCACUGCUUCUGUGCUCUGACCACGACCUGAAGAGUAUCCACAUUCCUUUAGGACCGAGGAAGAAGAUCUUAGACGCCUGUAGGACACGGCUGGAGACCAUAGAAGAUCCAGACUGCAUUGAGGACACUGAACUGUGAGUGGUGAGAUUUCCAGUCCCUCAGUUUAUGUAUGUCAGCAUGUUUUUACAAACACAGCGUCUUAUCUUGUCUCCACUCUGUUGUGCAGAUAAUGAAAGUUGCAGCAGACAGCCCUCCUGCUGUGCUCAUCCAGCCUUUAAGGUCAGUGCGUCAUUGUGGAGUGAAUGUCACGAACGGACAGAAAGGACACGAUGAUUUACCUCUCCUGGUACCUCAGUGGUAACAAAGCAGAAAGGACGCUGUCAGGAUGAGUAUGUUGAGCAAGAAGAGAUGAGUGUGACAUGAAUUCUUAACAGGAUUCUUCUACAGUGUCUUGUAAGCCUCAUGAGGAUCACUGAAGACAGCUCUGUACUCUGGUUGGUUGGAGCUCCCUGCGCUGCAUGGUUUAACAAACUGAAAGACAAUCAGUGCAGCCGUGUGUGGUAUCAUUGUAUGCCCUGUGGCAUAGUUAGCAGGGACUAAAGUGUAGGGUCUGUGUCCCCUGAAUGUGUUCGCCCCUGUGGGGUAAAUCCUAUGACUUCAUGUGCCUCCGCUGCAUGUGCCUGUGCAUUUGCUUAAAACCUUUCAUAUCCUGACAUUUAUACUCAACUCUUACAAAUGUUUUCUUGCUCACAUUUCACUUUUGUGCAUGUUUACAUACAGAAAGCCAUGUUAGUUUUUCACUGAGAUAACUAUUAUAAUAAUAAACUUUAUUUGUAUAGCACCUUUCAUGACAUGAGAUGCAGCUCAAAGUGCUUUACAGGUUAAAAACAAAGCAUGAGUGCUUUACAGACAGGGUAGAUGAUUGGCAAUAAAACAAUAAAAUUAACAAUAAAAACAAUAAAAUUAGCAAUUAAAAAAUAAGAAAUAAAAAUGAGCAGACAAUAAAUACAGAAGCAUAAAACAGCAUCAUAAUAAUAGCAGAUAGUGCGGAUAUGAUCAAGUAAAAGCAAGGGUGAAGAAAUAGUGUUUUAAGGUGUGUUUUAAAGUCAUCAACAGAGGUUGCCUGUCUUAUGUAGACUGGGAGUUUGUUCCAUGCUGUCGGCCCAUAGAAGCAGAAUGCUGCUUUUCCAUGUUUUUUGUAUGCCAUUGUGGGUACUUCAAGCAGGUCAGCACUGGAUGACCUGAGGGAGCGGUUUGGGACAUAUCUGGGUAGACAGCAUAGACUGUAUAUAAGAUGGACGCCGUGGUUCCGCCUUCCGCCUGUAUAUGGAUUUGAAGCCAAAAAGCUCUCGGUAAUUCCGGUUUUUCCUUGAAACCAGAGCUGUGCAGAAGCGUUGUGCGCAUUCGGCCGCGCAGUCGCCGAGAGUCCCUGUGAUGACGCUCGGGUCAAACAGUGUAUUCCCCCGGAAGAGCUACGGAAUCCCUGAACGCCCAUUGGCUGUACCAGGUGUCAAUCAUAGAAAACAUGAACCCCCUAAUAACUUUUAAAAACGGAGCUGUACAGAAAAAAAAGGACUUGGGCACAAACCAGUCUUACUGUAACUAUAUGUCAACAUCACAACCAGGGGGGAGAAAAAAUUAUGUUCUGUGUAAUAAAUUUCUAAAGUUUGUCCACAGUCCCAUAAGCUUUGCUGGCGGAGGCGGGACCUGUACUGCAGCCCACCAUCAGAGGGUGCUGUUCUCGGGGUGGCUUCACCCAGCGAGGAGGCAGACUCUGUCCAUCUUAUAUACAGUCUAUGGUAGACAGUCAACUAGGUAGGAGGGUGCCAGACCAUUAAGAGCUUUAUAAACAAGUAAAAGAAUUUUAAAAUCAAUCCUAAAAACGACCGGAAGCCAAUGCAGUGAUGCUAAAACUGGAGUAAUGUGUUCUCUCAUCUUGGUUUUCGUUAAGACUAUAGUGUUGUAAACUAUAAGGAAACGCAUCAGAUCCUGUCGUGUAGACGAGUUUGUAAUGAAAAAUGAUGCAAUAUUUCCAGUACUGACAAUUAGUGUACAUUUUUACACCAGUUGAUUAUAUUCCUCUGUAUCUUUAGAGGUUUCUGGACAGGGAUGUCUGUUUAAGUCACAUUUCUAACAUUGUAAAUGGAUCAAAUAAAGAUACUACUGUUUUUA
Molecule: messenger RNA, 6606 nt
Organism: Xyrichtys novacula (pearly razorfish)
Lineage: Eukaryota; Metazoa; Chordata; Actinopteri; Labriformes; Labridae
Source: the annotation of a GenBank genome assembly